AUGCCGGACUUACUGGACCUCCCGAACGAGCUGCUGCUAAGGGUUGUAAGCACCCUCCCGCGCUCGCAAGACGUGGCUGCCGUUGCUGCCACUUGCAAGCUACUCAACCACGUUGCCAGUGGUGAGCUUUACGAGAACAUCCGACUGCAAAUAUCUGGGCCUGGCCAUCGCAAGGACCUCGGAGUCAUUGUGAAGUUGGCUUCGUCCGUCUUUGUCGGCGAUCCUGUCUUGCGAAACUCCACAAAAACCAUCAGCAUAACCAUACCUGACGUAUUCACUCGCUAUCUUCCUCGGCUCGCUCCACCCGAGAUUCAGAACAUGAUUAGCGCUGCAGGCUCAGAAGAAAUGAUGAAACGAUGGUGCGUAAAGACCUCGGAUCAAAGAGCCAACCUUCGCGGCGGCCACAUUUGGGCAUACCUGGCACUUCUCCUGCACGCCUGCCGGAACAUCCGCUCCUUGCGUCUCGAUGGGAACUUCUUCGUCAUGCUGGACUUCUGGCAGACUGACCUGGACGCCUUCGAGAAGCUCGAAACCGUUGAACUACUUAUAAGUCGCGCCCCUAGCAUUCCUCGUCCUCCGCCCAGCGCCGUCGUCAUCGCAGGUCUCUCUCAUAUCCCGAACCUCAAAACACUUCGUCUCACCGCCAGUGGAGACUGGAUCAGUAGUCUCAGACCUGUGCGCCGUUCAUUAUGCAGAACCCAUUACCCACCAUUCGCGCACCUUACCGCCCUCGCACUUUGGAAAUGCGAGCUGAGGAUGCUGGCCAUUCGUGCCUUGCUCGGCCACAUGCCGCGUCUAGUUUCACUCGAGAUCGACCUCCUAUUUGCCUUGGACCCGAACAGGCAGCGCUUCGUUCUCAAGUGGUGUCUUAUUGAUAUGCGAAGACUUCGAAAGGCCAUCCUGGGUACUGGGCUUGGAGGCGACUUGCGCAAAUACCGAAAGGAGGGCCUACACUGCAGUAGCACACUCGAGCACCUGAAGAUCUCGGUGGACUUUGCGUGUAAAUCCUACAAAACGUCGCCCAACAGAUUAGACUACGAUAAUCAAGUCCUUCCAGAACAAGCAGAGGAGCAGCAUGGCUGGGAUGAUAGCGACAGCGAUGGAAGUAGCGAAGGGGAAGACGACGAUGACGACGAUGACGACGAUGACGAGGAAGACGAUAACGAGAACGAGAGCGAAGGAGAAGGUGAAGAAGGUUUUGAGAUAAGGAGGUACGGAUCAGUUUGCAGGGUGAUUGAGUGCCCACCCAAUCCCCGUGGCACUUGCACUUGCACAACUUGGGAGAUCAACAGACUUGGGUCAUUGAAGGGUCUCAAGAAGCUCAAAACAUUGGAGAUAGAGCCGAUGCUGCUAUUUGGCUACCCCCGAUCCGCACCGAUCCCGGGCCAUGAUGAGACAGGGCCCAGACAGCCGUUCCGUUGGACGCCUCUGGAUACGCUGCUUCCCGAUACCUUAGAGGAAUUCCGCAUCGCAAAUGGCCCGGUCCGCUGGGUUCUCUUCCAAGGGGACCAAGAUUUCUCAAAGUGGCCGGGUGUUGGUGCUGACUUGGGUGAUCUCUUUGACAUAUUUCUAUCGUACAAGGAGGGAGGUGGCAGUUUGCCCAACCUCCGGAAGGUCGUACACAUGGUUCGGGCAUCGCCUCGUCCUUCGGGAGAUCUCAGCUGGAAUGAGCAGCAGACUAGGUUGAAGGAUAUGCUGAAGGGUCUCGGAGUUGAUUAUGAGUACCCUUGUUGA
Molecule: messenger RNA, 1734 nt
Organism: Diplodia corticola
Lineage: Eukaryota; Fungi; Ascomycota; Dothideomycetes; Botryosphaeriales; Botryosphaeriaceae
Exons: 1
Coding region: 1-1734 (577 amino acids)
Molecular function (GO): protein binding
Source: RefSeq, a predicted model, not a curated record